This is a messenger RNA of Lepidothrix coronata (blue-crowned manakin), 4771 nucleotides long. It is a transcript of the gene ZNF830, whose product is annotated as zinc finger protein 830. Gene Ontology annotation, biological process: nuclear DNA replication; mitotic DNA replication checkpoint signaling; mitotic DNA damage checkpoint signaling. Gene Ontology annotation, molecular function: nucleic acid binding; zinc ion binding. The record is from RefSeq and is a predicted model, not a curated record. Gene Ontology annotation, cellular component: nucleus; spliceosomal complex. NCBI's taxonomy places the organism in Eukaryota, Metazoa, Chordata, Aves, Passeriformes, Pipridae. The transcript has 12 exons. The coding region runs from base 29 to 1108 and encodes 359 amino acids.
CGUCACGGCGGGCGCCGGGCGGAGGAAGAUGGCGGCGGCCGGGGCUGGCGCGGGGCGGAAGCAGGUGCGGCAGGAGGAGCUGCGGCGCCUCAUGCGGGAGAAGCAGCGCCAGAACGCGGGGAAGAAGCGGAUCGACUCGCCCUUCGCCAAGUACAACAGCCUGGGGCAUCUGAGCUGCUCCCUGUGCAACGCGCCCGUGAAGAGCGAGCUGCUGUGGCAGACCCACGUCCUGGGCAAGCAGCACCGGGAGAGAGUUGCAGAAUUAAAAGGUACAAAGCAGACUGCAACUGGUUCAGCUGCUGGCACAUCAUCUCAUCCUGUCAAGAGAAAAACUGUUGACACCGAAAAUACAGAGCUAAAAAGAGUAAAGGGUACAGACGAAAAGCCACAUACGUCUACAGCUGGGCUGCCAUCAGACUUUUUUGAUGAAGCGGAGCAAGACAGUGCAAAUGUACAGCUUUCCAAGGGUCCAGGUCCCAGUUUAUUGUCAGGAAAUUAUGAUGAUGAUGAUGAUGAUGAAGAGGAGGAACAAGAACAAUCAAGCAAAUCUUCCAUUAUGCAUAAAACUGAAAUCCCAGCUCAAGAAGCAAUAGCUAAUUCUCUGCCUGCAGACUUCUUUGACAGCAAAACUCCUGCUGCUCCUGUAGUUUCCCAUUCAGGAUCCAUACAGAAAGCAGAGGUACAAGAGAAGAUAGUGGAAAGGAAAGAAAACACUGCUGAAGCUUUGCCAGAAGGUUUCUUUGAUGAUCCUGAAGUGGACGCAAAAGUGAGAAAAGUUGAUGCUCCAAAGGAUCAGAUGGACAAAGAAUGGGAUGAAUUUCAAAAGGCAAUGCGACAGGUCAACACAAUUUCAGAAGCAAUAGUGGCAGAAGAUGAUGAGGAGGGACGACUAGAUCGCCAGAUUGGAGAAAUUGAUGAGCAGAUUGAAUGUUAUCGCCGUGUCGAGCUUCUGCGUAACCGCCAAGACGAGAUGAAGGAGAAGCUAAAGGAAGCCAUGAGAUUAAGAGCAACACAAGAGAAAGAGGAUGAGGAUAUUGGUAGUGAAGAUGAAGAAGAACUGCAGGAUUUGCUGUCUCAAGACUGGCGGGUGAAAGGGGCAUUGUUGUAGCAUUUCUGCAACAUGGUUGAUACUCUUUUUAUCUGUAAUGUUACUUCCAUUAUUAGAAGUGAGACACUUUUGUUAAUUAUUUAUUUAAAGAGGAUUGUGAGAUGGUAAAGAGCCAAGUGUUUUAAGAAAAAAAAUCUUUGUAGAUCUAAAUGGUGUAUUACUUGUUGUAGAAACUGUACACUGCAAAUGUUUUACAAUAUUGAAUGCACCUUUCCUAUUAAAAUGAUUGGUUUCUUACCAGAAGUAUUUUAGUGGGAUUAAUAAGUCUAUAAAGAAUCUCUGAGGUUUUGGAAGCAUUAACUAUAUUUGGUAAUUUUGAGACUUGGCUUAUUGUGUAUAGAAAUCAAGGAUUUGAAUAGUCUAUGGAGUUUUUCCAGACUGGGGGGUUAGGGAAAGGAAAAUAUUAUACAUUUAUGUUUUCUUAAAAUUUUAAGUGCUCCUCUGUCCAUUGCCCCAGCUUCCAAUAAAAUAUGUACAUUUUUUUUCAGGAUCUGUUACAGUUUCUCUGUGUAUAUAAGGACUAGCUCAGAAAUGCUGAGUUACAGCUUCUCCACAGUGUAUACUCUGUGAUGUGCCAUAGGCAGUGCUGAAUAUUUUUCUUUAUAGUAUCCUGUUUUGCUUAGUGCAGCCAUCAUGUAGCAUACCUCACACUUCUUGAACCAGAGGGAUAAGAAUACAGUAGUUACAUAUCUGCAUAACUAAAUGAACGGGUGACAAAGUGCCGGAGAGGAAGGUACUGCACUGGACACUGAGAAGGUAAAAUAAUUUCUCUAGCUGUAAAUAUUUCUUUAAAUAUUAUCUUAGGCACUGAGAGCAUCUAAAAUUAAUUUCUGUUCUGAUAAACACAGAUUAAGUAAAAUGAAGAACCAACAAAUUUGAUGAGACUGGGACAUGAAAAGCAGACCUACCUUAAGCAUGGGUAAGUGUCUCUUUUUUAUUUUUUUAAUGAAGCAAAUUUAAAACAUUUCAAAUUUGCUGAGCACUUGGAAAAAAUAGGAGAUGUGUGGCUUGAUUUAUAUCAAAAAGUAAAGUUGUGAAGGAGCAGUUUAACAUUUUCCUUUUAAGAUUCUACUUUCAAAGCUAGAUUUUAAAGGGAGAAAACAAGCUUUAUUCUUAUGAGGGCAUUCUCAUUACUUGUCUCAGAGAUGUUUAUGAACCAAGCAAUAAAGAUUAAAACUAAAGUUAGAUAUUUGAUUUGCCUGUUUUGGAAGAAUGAUUUGAUACGGUGGGAGCCCUUUCUGUAUAGUGAUAGAGAUGCUUUUUUAUCACUCUCGAUUUCCAUGAUGCUUGGGUUCAGCUCUUUAUAUUUAUAAAGCUGUCAAAAUUCAAGCAAUGGUCCUUAGCAGUUUAUUGCAUCCAUUUAUUCCUGCUCACAUGUGCUGGAUUACAGCCAUUGGGUCUUGGUUGAUUUAAUAACCAUAAAUGUAAGUAGCUGUUGCUGCUAAAAUGUUUGAUGAAACACUGCAGUCUUACAUGAAUUAGUACUGUCAUUAAAAUAGCAGUAUUCAGAGAGUACUGAAAUAGAGAAUAAGCAUUCAGAGAAUAUCAAAAUAAAUAAGAAUGUUUGGACAAGCUGGAGAAGACUUAGUUGGACCAAAACUGAAAUACAAUUUCCUUUUAUAGCGUGAAACACUUGAAUAUUGAUGUCUAAGGUGCCUGGCACGCUGCAGUGAAAGAUCUCUAGAUCCAUUUAUCACUGUAAAGAGAACUUUGAGCUGAGAGAGUGCUACAGUCUUAAGAGAUGGACAGUCUUUUUCAAAACAAAAUGACAGACCCCCACUUUCCCUCUGACAAGAGCUAAGCUCAGUUUCUAACUGUUCUAUUUAUAUUUGCUUUUCACUGACCCCACUCACAAAAGCAUCCUAGCUUGUUAACACUGAACUUUAGAACCACUCUGCCUUUGGCUUAACAUCAGAGAAACAGGAUGUGAUUAAUGUCAGGUUACACUGAGCAUCAUGAACAUACAUGUUUUGACAGUAUAAAAAUGUUAAUCUCUGAGUUUAUAACUGACAUCUCUUUUUUUGUACAUUUUUCUGUAAUUUUACUUUCAUCUUGUACAUGAACCUGCAAAUCAUGGUUUCAGCUGCAGAUGAACAGGAAAUGAACUGAGCAUUAAAACAGUUCAGCUGUUUUAGUUCAGUUGCCCUCAUCUUCAGGGGUAUCUUGUGGUAACAAGCUAAAGGCAGGGAGUUUAGUUACAGAGCAUGGAGCUUGUACACUGAAAUCCAAACCAGUGCAGCCCAUUGUUAUUAUUAGGAAGAGAUGGCAGGAAUAAACACCAGAUCACUCAUCAUUCUAUUCAUUAUCCUUGCACAACUUGUUGAAAGAGUAAAGACAAUGGACUGGCCAGUGCGUGUAUGCAUUGCUGGGGAAGUGACAGCAUUGGUCCCUCUUGGUUGCUUCUUGUUUAGGGGAGGAAUCUCAGAGAUCUACAAAUAAUGUUGUAUCCAAGUUUUACCCAUCUUACUGCUGUGUACUGUACAUUUCUUCAGCAUGUGGAACAAAGCUUUUAGAGAGCUUUGUGAAGAUGGUGGGAGUAGUGACUUUGCCCUUUGUGACCACUGAUGUACGUGUGCUGUUAUGUCAAGAAGGCAAGAAAUCAUCCAGCAACGGAAGUAGCAUGGCUAUAAGGGAGAAGAGGGAUAUAGCCUAACCUUACUCAGUAGUCAAGCUAAUUUAUCAAGGACUUCCAGAAAACUGAAGAAUCAGAAUUAAGGGGGAAGGCGCUUAACAUUUGUAAUCCUCGUUGACUGAUAAUAAUAAUGGAGACUGUUGUCCAAACUUAAGAACUGUGGAAUUUCAUGCCACCAAAAAGUAGCUGAGGUUCCCCUGCUCAGUGGUUGUGAAACUGUUUAAGUGCCUUGCAGGGCCAAGGAUGUAUGUGCCUGUAGGUGCACGAAUGUUUGAAAUGGAGUUCCAAGUAGCAGCUCUGCAGGCGCAGCAACCACAGCUACAGCUGCCAGCUGCUCAUGGUCAGCUCUUCUCUGGCAGUUACUGUCUUAAGAUACAUGCCAGUCUGUAGAGUGACAGGACACAUGCAUCCAGGACACAGGACAGAUGCAGACACUGCUUUAAUCAACAUUCCUGCAUUCCUUCAUAGAACGAGUGAAUGGAUCAAGUACACUGCAGUGCCAGGAAGGGCGGUGUGUACUAGAAAGUAUUGCUCAGGGCAAGAGUUGGAAAUUUCAAGUGUGAAGCAGUUUUUCAGUAUCUGCCUUCAACUGAUCUUCUGUUCAUCACUUCAGUUACAACUAUCCUGGCCUGAUAGCUAAGAAAAGAAAUGCGAGCAUUUCCUUUGUGCAGACAUCUAAACCAGGUCUUCCAAAAAUACAGUGGAGGAACAAAUGCCUUGCACAAUUGGUGGCUACAGCAGUUACGGAGGAUACAAGAGAUCUCUGUUCAAAUCCCUCCUUUCAAUGCUGUCCUUUGAACGGCCACUUUGUGUGACCUAGUUGAGCAGUCUAACAAUUCCAGUCUUUUCUGUAGAAGCUGUGCCCCUGUAAAAGGACCGAAUUAGUGAGUAUAUGUGACUUUCUUGUUAGAUAAUCAUGGCACUCAGCCAAGAAGGGGAAGGUCCUGUUCCAAGUACAUAAAUAGUGCUGAAAUACGUUCAGCUGAUAUUGAGGCUGUGGAAUAAACUGGAUUUGGAUCUUUCCCAUCUGA